Metschnikowia bicuspidata var. bicuspidata NRRL YB-4993 is the source of this 2040-nucleotide messenger RNA. RefSeq lists its product as uncharacterized. Gene Ontology annotation, biological process: borate transport; monoatomic ion homeostasis; transmembrane transport. The transcript has a single exon. Gene Ontology annotation, molecular function: borate efflux transmembrane transporter activity; solute:inorganic anion antiporter activity. The record is from RefSeq and is a predicted model, not a curated record. Gene Ontology annotation, cellular component: fungal-type vacuole; plasma membrane. The coding region runs from base 209 to 1846 and encodes 545 amino acids. NCBI's taxonomy places the organism in Eukaryota, Fungi, Ascomycota, Pichiomycetes, Serinales, Metschnikowiaceae.
CCCGAUCGAGUUCGCUAUAAGAACAGGCUCGCCUACGGCAAUUCUUUCUUAUUGUCUAUUAUUCAACAAAGCAUAUCUCAUUCCGAAGUUAGAAAAAAGGCACGCACAUAUAAAGUCUCUGCCUUCUAAAGUGGUACAUAUUCUCGCAAGCCUCAGACAACUCUCCACGUUCAAAAAAUCCUUUGCUCAAGCCGACUCAUAAUACGCUAUGUUUUCUAUUCGUCGCUUGGGCCGUGGAAUAUACAACGAUAUUCGGAACCGACUUCCCUACUAUGCUUCAGAUUUCAAGGAUGCCCUCAACUACAGGGUGGUGCCUUCGGUGAUAUACAUCUUCUUUACAAAUUUGCUACCUGCCAUCGCUUUUGCUCAAGAUAUGUUCGAUCGUACAGAUAAUCUGUACGGCGUGAAUGAAGUGCUUUUAAGCUCAGCUCUUGCAGGAGUUAUAUUCGGUCUCUUUUCGGGACAGCCGCUCUGUGUCGUUGGAGUCACAGGCCCAAUUGCGAUUUUCAGCUAUACCAUAUACGAAAUCAUGACGCCCCGCGGCACACCAUUUUUCCCAUUCAUGUGCUGGGUGUAUCUCUGGUCGAUGGUCAUGCAUUUCGCCAUCGCCCUCCUCAACUGGGUGCUGUUCAUGAAGAUCGUAUCUAAUUUCUCGUGCGAGGUAUUUGGCUUUUUCAUCUGUAUUGUCUAUUGUCAAAAGGCCAUCCAAAUGCUCAACAAGCAAUUUCACGAUGAUGGCGCUGCAGCAGGAUUUUGUUCUGUGAUGAUUAGUUUGCUAAUGGUGAUAUUUGGGCUCGGGUCCGGCAUGUUUGGCUCCCAGCUACACUAUUUCAAGCCCAAAUUAAGAAAGAUUUUUGCCGACUAUGGAGUUCCUCUUUCUGUUAUUUUCUUUACUGGAUUUAUACACUUUGGCGGAUUUUUGGACGAGGUUUCGUUGUCUCGCUUGCCAGUUACCAAGGCUUUUGCUCCUACGACUCUGUCUGCCGAAUUGGGCAGAGAGCAUGGUUGGUUUAUCCAUUUUUGGCCCAACGAAAAUAUAUCUGUGGGGGAUGUUUUCAUUGCCGUGCCAUUUGCUAUUCUUCUCACGUUUCUCUUUUACUUUGACCACAACGUCUCUUCGCUUAUGUGUCAGCUGAAAGAUUAUCCAUUGAAGAAGCCGGCUUCAUUUCACUGGGAUUUCAUGUUGUUGGGGCUAACCACGGGCAUAUCUGGUCUUAUUGGGAUUCCAGCACCAAACGGAUUAAUCCCUCAAGCACCAUUGCACACAGAGUCUCUUAUUGUGCACGAUUUGAUUACUGGUGAACCAAAAUCCGUCGUCGAGCAGCGUGUGACUAAUACUGGACAAGGAGCAUUGACUUUUGUCAUGAUGAGCGGGCCUUUCUUGAUUUUAUUGGGAUUGAUUCCUCAAGCAGUUUUGAGUGGUCUCUUCUUUAUCAUGGGUAUUGGUGGAUUGAAUGGCAAUCCAGUGGUCAACAAAAUCAGAUACAUCUUCCUUGACAAUUACUACAUCGAGAACGGUGCUGACGUCCUUCCAAUUUGGAAAGAAAUACACCGUAUUCCGAAAGAAAAGAUGAAAUAUUUCUACAUCUAUGUCUUGUUGCAGAUUAUCGCAGGUGUUGCGGAAUUUGUAAUCACGUUGACCACAGCGGCAGUGGGCUUUCCGGGCGUUUUACUUUUCUUCGCUAUAUGCGCCAGAUGGGUAUGGCGUUAUAUCAUUCCGCAAGAAGAUUUGGACUAUCUUGAUGGUGCUGUCGCCGAGCCUUUCAUCAUCAAAAGUUUGGAAGUUCCUCACAAGUCGAUUUCAUCCUCCGGUUCUUCUGAAGAAGAGGAGGGAAAAGAAGUGUGAUAUCAAGGUUUAUCCCAUUUGUGCUGAGAAAGGUUAGAUAGUUUAUAGAAAGCGUUUGUUUAUUAUUUCUAAGUCUGUACGCCGCCUUGUUUUAUUUUCCUUCAUCUUUUCCUUCAUCAUGUGGCCUGGUUUCGUAUAUCUCAAUAGCGCAUUUUCGCUCUCAGAUCAAUGUUUGCCCACAAAGUUGAUCGGAG